Phytophthora infestans T30-4 is the source of this 639-nucleotide messenger RNA. RefSeq lists its product as uncharacterized. Gene Ontology annotation, molecular function: oxidoreductase activity. Lineage: Eukaryota; Oomycota; Peronosporomycetes; Peronosporales; Peronosporaceae. The transcript has 3 exons. The coding region runs from base 1 to 639 and encodes 212 amino acids. Gene Ontology annotation, cellular component: cytosol. The record is from RefSeq and is a predicted model, not a curated record.
AUGCCACUGAAGGAAAGAAACAACGCUGUUGUGCCAGGCUGUGGUCGUGUCGUGUACUUCUCGGUCGGUGUACAUGAUAGCAACGCGUUGGCGACAGCUAUAACCGACACGGUCCAGCAAUUCGGCGGACCUGUUAACGCUCUGAUCAACAACGCUGGUCUUGCGCUCGGUGCGCCGGCAUGCUUUCAAGACCAGUCGAUAGGUGACAUCUCCAUGAUGGUGGGGACCAACGCAAGCGGUGUGCUGUUCGCUGCGCAUGCGGCACUCAACCAGGGCGGUAUGUUCGCACAGAAGCGAGGUGUGAUCGUGAACGUGACGUCUGUGACUGCGCUGGAGGCUCCGCCGUUCUCCGGUGAAGCUGUGUAUUAUAUGGCCAAGGCGACGCAGGAGGGAUUUUCGAACUCGCUUCGCAAUGAACUCUGCGGUACGAACAUCAAGGUUGUGGUGGUGCGUUCUGGUGUUGUAGUGACGAAUUUCCACGAGCAACGCCCGCUGGUGUCCGAAGAUAUUGCUGAUGCCAUUUCGUGGGUGCUGGAGAAGCCUGAAUGUGUGAUGGUCAAGGCGAUCGACGUCGUGCCGACGGCGCAGCGCAGUCUCAGCUUGUUCGACCGCGAAUGGAGCGCUCGUAAUGCGAAGUAA